AUGACGUCGUCAGAAAACGAGACUAUCUCUUUGGAUCAUAUCCAUCCAAAACCUGCAAAUCUUGGAGAACAACUCUCCAUUACGGGAAGCAGAGAUCUAUUGACAGAUGCCAAUCGUUCUUCUAGAUCCUGCCGAAGAGUUAUGGUCAUUCUUGUUGCUAUUGCAGUGGCAAUUUCUACAAUCAUCGCGGCAGUGUUCAUUGGAAAAUACGUUUCGGAAUACCUUAGUGAUGAUAACAGGAAAGGCAUCGACGAGUGCAGCACUGGAAGCUAUGUGUGUGACAAAAAUGCGAACUGUACUAACACUGACGACUCUUAUAUCUGCGCCUGUAAGGAAGGAUACACUGGAGACGGGCAUUCAUGCCAAGAUGUCAAUGAGUGUAGCGAUGGCAACUAUGUUUGCCAUGUUAAUUCGAACUGUAACAACACAGAUGGCUCUCAUAUUUGUACAUGCAAGGAAGGAUACACUGGAGAUGGACAGUCAUGUCAAGAUAUCGACGAAUGCGACAAAGGAAGCCAUGAUUGUGACUUAAAUGCGAAUUGUACCAACACUAAUGGCUCUCAUAGCUGCACCUGUAAGGAAGGAUACACUGGAAAAGGAGAGUCAUGCCAAGAUAUCGACGAGUGCCUCAAUAGAAUCCAUGCUUGUGACGUGAGUGCGAAUUGUACCAACAUUGACGGCUCCCACAAAUGCACCUGUAAGGUAGGAUACACUGGGGACGGACACUCAUGCCAAGAUGUCAAUGAGUGUAGCGAUGGCAACCAUGUUUGCGAUGUCAAUUCGAACUGUAACAACACAGAUGGUUCUCACAUUUGUACUUGCAAGGAAGGAUACACUGGAGAUGGACAGUCAUGUGAAGAUAUCGAUGAGUGCCUCAGUGGCAGCCAUGCUUGUAACGUGACUGCAAAUUGUACCAACACUGACGGCUCUCACAACUGCACUUGUAAGGAAGGAUACACUGGGGAUGGACAGUCAUGCCAAGAUAUCAAUGAGUGUAGCGAUGGCAACCAUGUUUGCGAUGUUAAUUCAAACUGUAACAACACAGAGGGUUCUCAUAUUUGUACUUGCAAGGAAGGAUACACUGGAGAUGGACAGUCAUGUCAAGAUAUCGACGAAUGCAGCAAUGGAAGCCAUGAUUGUGACGUAAAUGCGAAUUGUACAAACACUAAUGGCUCCCAUAGCUGCACCUGUAAGGAAGGAUACACUGGAAAAGGAGAGUCGUGCCAAGAUAUUAAUGAAUGCAACGAUGAUGUUUUUGAUGCUAAUGCUAACUGUACCAACACUAAUGGUUCUCAUAAUUGCAUCUGUAAGUAA
Pocillopora verrucosa is the source of this 1314-nucleotide messenger RNA. NCBI's taxonomy places the organism in Eukaryota, Metazoa, Cnidaria, Anthozoa, Scleractinia, Pocilloporidae. The record is from RefSeq and is a predicted model, not a curated record.